AAGCGCUGGGCACCGAAUAACAGUACAACAAACUCCCAGAACGCAGCGCGAUUACAGUAACUCGUUUACUGGAUCACGGUUGCGACCCGUCGCGGAGCUUUGCGGCAAGAGCGCGGGGACGAUGUGUUUUCGGUGAUGCUCAUUGUGUGUAAAUUACGUUCGAAAGCCGAAGGCAUUUGAAGAAUUACCGCAGUCACCACACAUAAGGGAAGAUGGGACGCUCCUCCAAAGACAAACGCGAUAUUUACUACCGUCUGGCCAAGGAGGAAGGAUGGCGAGCUCGCAGCGCGUUCAAACUUCUGCAGCUGGAUGAGGAAUAUCACUUAUUUCAAGGUGUCUCCCGGGCUGUGGAUCUCUGUGCAGCACCUGGUAGCUGGAGUCAAGUUCUGAGCCGAAAGCUCAAAGGAGAAGAUCCUAAAAAUGCAGGUAUCAAAAUAGUGGCUGUGGAUUUGCAAGCCAUGGCUCCAUUGCCAGGAGUCAUUCAAAUCCAAGGGGACAUCACCAAGGUUUCAACAGCCCAAGAAAUCAUUCAUCAUUUUGAGGGGCAACCAGCCGAUCUGGUUGUAUGUGAUGGAGCCCCUGAUGUGACUGGACUCCAUGAUAUAGAUGAGUACAUUCAAGCCCAGCUGUUGCUUGCUGCCUUAAACAUCACUACGCAUGUCCUAAAGAAAGGAGGGACAUUUGUAGCUAAGAUAUUCCGAGGGAAGGAUGUCACUCUUCUCUAUUCCCAGUUGAAAAUAUUCUUCCCUGAUGUGACAUGUGCCAAACCCCGAAGUAGUCGCAACUCUAGCAUUGAAGCCUUUGCUGUUUGCCGAAACUACAAUCCCCCUGAAGGUUAUGUGCCGAACAUGUCCAAUCCCCUAUUGGAUCAUUGCUAUGAUGUGGAUUUUAAUCAGCUGGAGGGUCCCAAUCGGGUCAUUGUCCCUUUCCUGGCUUGUGGCGAUCUGAGUGCUUACGAUUCCGAUCGGACCUAUCCACUGCAGCUGGAUCCUGAGAAGGAGUAUACCUACGUGCCCCCGACUCAGCCGCCCAUCCGUCCUGCCUACGAAGAAGCCUGCUUCUUAAAGAAACACAACCUCCUUACCAAGGAACAAGGGCCCCACUCUCAGCUGCCAGAACAAGGGGCUUCAAAUUUUUCUCUAGAGACUGAGGUCGUAGAUGCCCUGGAGGAACUGUCAGUCUAACGUAAAUCACAGAACUAAGGAGAGAAAAAUAUGACCCAGUGCCGGAUUGAAAGACUACAUUUUAUCUUCUGCAGAAGCAAAGAUGGGAAGAAUGAGCUUGUCUCCAGAGUUGGAACUUUGAGGGGGCAUGUUCUCAGGUCACAUUGUACUACAACAGGCCUUUGGAGUCACAUGGAAAUGCAAAAGAACUCUGCCCCUCCAAUGUAUACACAUAAACAUUGACAACCUGGCUAUCCAGCAGCAGACUUCAGAAGCAGACUGCCCAUUAUCUCUAAAUCUAUUUAGAGAUAAUGGGUAAAAAUUUAACUGAA
Molecule: messenger RNA, 1495 nt
Organism: Pseudonaja textilis
Lineage: Eukaryota; Metazoa; Chordata; Lepidosauria; Squamata; Elapidae
Gene: FTSJ1
Product: FtsJ RNA 2'-O-methyltransferase 1
Biological process (GO): tRNA methylation; cytoplasmic translation
Cellular component (GO): cytoplasm
Molecular function (GO): tRNA methyltransferase activity
Source: RefSeq, a predicted model, not a curated record